GCCUAUAGGUAAAUAUCCCUCUACUGCCCCUUUAGAAUACCUGACGAUGGCAAGUCCCUGAUAUCUAACUUUUCCUAUGUCGAAUAUCCCCUCAGUCGCUGUUUUCAUCUAAAGAUUUACUUGACAUGUAUUAUCUCUCAUUCUGUAUGCAAGUACUAUCUUCUUCCGGACUCAUUGAGAAUAACAUCUGCAAGACUCUCUGGAUAUGGCACUGAGGACCAUCCUGUCUGCUAUUGCCGUCUUUGGAGCAGUCGCUGAUGCUAUACCGUCAAUUGCAUACCCGAUCAAUGCCCAAUUUCCUCCUAUCGCGCGUGUAUCAUUACCAUACUCAUAUACAUUUCCUCAAUCAACAUUUAGUUCAACAUCCCCUCUCAGAUACAGCUUGUCCGGCUCACCUCAGUGGCUCUCCGUCGACAGCACUUCUCGCACAUUAUCAGGCAUACCAUCCAGUAGUGAUGUUAGGACUGGAACGGUGACAGAGAUCACUUUUGGGGUGAUCGCAAGCGACUCGUCGGGAUCUAUCACCUCAAAUACUACUCUAGUUGUUUCGAAGAACUCACCACCGUCGAUUAAGAUACCAGCGCAAUUACAACUCGCUUCACAGGGACCAUUCUCAGCACCUUCUACGCUGUUAUACCACCCUUCAUCACCCUUCGAGAUCAGCUUCGACCCGGCAACAUUCUCGAGUAGUGGCGGAACAAAUCUUAAAUACUAUGCAUUGUCAGCCGACGACACCCCUCUGCCUUCCUGGGUUCUUUUUGAUGAUCGUACACUUACUUUCAGUGGUGAAACCCCGGAGUAUGCUUCUCUCAUACAACCACCCCAAACUUUCGGUAUUCAGCUUAUUGCUUCGGACGUAGCUGGAUACUCUGGAGCAUCUAUUCCCUUCAACAUCAGGGUUGGGGUACACCUCCUGGCAUUUAGUACAGUAAACUCUGUUGUCAACGCAACACCAGGGGUAGAGGUUAAUUACACAAGUUUAGAGAAUAGCCUUCAGCUUGAUGGACAGCCUGCCAAUGAUUCAAGCAUAGUCUCUGUUACAGCUCAAACACCGGAGUGGCUUACCUUUGAUGAUAAUACUCUCAGCCUGACAGGCACACCGCCAUCUGACGCCAUUUCGUACAACGUCUCUGUACAAGCAGUGGAUAUAUACGGGGAUAAUGUCAAUACUGUGGUCUUCAUCAAAAUAGCUACCGCAUUAUUUGUUGGUCCGAUCAAAGAUGUGAAUGCAACCAUUGGUUCUAAGUUCUCCUUCAGCCUUGGUGCCUACAUCGAAAAUACUUACGAUACUACAUUGACGGCCCAAGUAUCUCCACCAACAGAUUGGAUAUAUUUUGAUGCUCAUGGCUUUGUGAUAUCCGGGAAGGUGCCUACGUCUGCCAAGCCUUCUAAUAUCAAUAUUACGCUCACAGCAACCUCUAAAGCAUCGAAGCGCAGCAGCUCUGAGUCUUUCAACUUAGCCAUUCAGGCUUUAGAUGGGGGCUCACCUACCGGCUCAGAUUCCACUCCAUCAUCAUUGUCGGGUGCCUCUGCAGCGUCUGGCAGCAACCACUCCGCAAGCAAAGAUUUGAGCAAAGGAGAGAUAGCGGCAAUUGUGGUCCCGAUACUAAUCGUCUUUAUAGCACUCAUUCUCUGUCUGUUUUAUUAUCGAAAACGGCGUUCUUGUUCCUCGAUACGUUCGGGAGGACCUUCCAAAGAAGAUAUAUCAGGUCCUUUGAAAAGCACGUCUAGCAUAGAACGCGCAUUAUCUGCUAAGAAGAUCGCACCACUUCAACUCGAUACCUCCGGUUUUUCUAUUGAUGCUAGUUCUAGUGUUUAUACGUCGACCACGCCCAAUUUUGUGGUUCAUGAUAACCGGAAAUCACUCCGGCGUUCUCAGACCCUGGUCCCAAAGUCUCAAGUCCGCGAAUCUCAAGGCUCGGGAAAUCGGGCAAGGGCGUACUCGGAAAAUGCUUUGAUUAAGACCCCCAAUGGAAGUACGUGGAGAAAUACUCAGGAUACUGGUUAUACUUUUGACUCGUCAGGAACGAAUAGCAGUAACAUGCUUCGGCGAAAUUAUUCAAAUUAUUCAAGGAAGGGACAUACGAGACGAUCGCAAUAUGUUGUAAGCAAUGAUCCAAGGCUGAGGGACAGUGAAAUGAGUCAACUUGGUAAUCAAAGCCUUCUUGGCACCAACGCUUCAGACGGUACAAUAUUGAACCUGUCGGACAGCAAUUUCUCCUCAUCUCCCUUGGAUAAUUUCUCUGUGCUUUCAGGAGACUGGAGUAAAGCUGCACGGGCACCUCUUGCGCCACGACAAAACAAGCAAGGUCGGAAUACCGAUAGAAGACGUGCCCAUCGAAAAUCAACAACUAGGAACCUCAACUUUGCAAUGGCAGACAGUUUAGAUAAGAGAAUAAGUGGACUAGGUCAUGGGGCUCGAGAAUCAAUAUCCUCAUUUGAUAAUGUUCCAGGAAAUAGGGGAAGUAUAGGACAUGGUCAACACCCAAGUCUUGUGCGUAAUUCUCGCACUUGGAGAACGGUCAACACGAUUGAUGCGGACGCUGAUAAACAUCGAAGUGCGACGAGUGUAUAUUCAACCGCCUCUACCGAUCUACUGAACUUUGGACACGCAACUGUUUCACCAACUGGAGGCAAGGAAAUGAAAAGUAUCAAAACAGUACCUAAAAGUCCUCGACCACCAGCACCAAUCUGGGAACAGGAGACGGGAGGAACUAGUAGGAUGUCAUACAACAGCAUUAACGCUCGACCCGUCUCCCGGCGCGGUGGCGUUUCUCCAUUUUUCGGCGGUGGCGGAAUGGCGUCAGUCCGUCGAAAAGCAAGAAGAAGUUAUGCGGAUUCUCCCACUGUUCCUGAAGAAGUACAUAUAGGCAAUGAAGUCGAAGCUGCCGGGACAGGGAUCAAUAAUGAUACAUUGGGAAUAACAUAUCCUAAUGGAUAUUCCAGCGCCAAAGAAGGAACGCGUCAAUUACGUUCUUAUAUUCAAGCUACGUUUAGCAAAUCGAGACUUAAGGGGAGUGAUAGUUUGGUGAGUAUGGAUAGUCGUUUUGAGAGUGUUUCGAAUAGUAUGCAGGAAUUGCAGAUUAAAGGUGAUGCGAAAAGUCAGGGGGAUAUAUCGCAGAGUCAAGGUCGGCAUGCACAACUUCUUGAGGCGGAUAGAAGAGAACAGGAAAGAGGAACGGAAAGAGGGGUAGGACAAGCAAACACAGAAACGGAGACAGGAAGUGAUGUCUUUCCGAGUGAAUUCAGCGCAGGUAGUUGGGAAAGUCUCGGAGAAAGCACGGAUGUGGAUUCGCAGCCGAAUUUCAUUAGGCAUGGAGCUGGGGGGACAGUUCCACAGAUACCCCAACUCCCUGCUCUAGGUUUAGGCAGUAGUGGAACUGGUACUGAUAGUGGUAUUGGAGCAAGAGGGAGAAGUAAUACACUCGCCAUUCCCUCCUUCUCUCCUUUCCUCCCGAAUCCUUUUACUCCUGACCUAGGCGCAUCCGAAACGCAAAGCGGGUAUCAAAAUCCCUCUCCCCGGCGCUCCACAGAAACGGACCUCAAACAGAAUACCCAACGAGACAAAAACGAAAGGGAUAGAGAAGCGCGAGAGGAAAGUCCGACAAUAGGGAAUCUAAUGGUAGGCCCCAAUGCACGAAUGGUGAUGGGAGCAGGAAGGAGACCAGUUAGUGUGGAUGCGAGGGAGAAUAAGAGGAUUAGUAGUACAAAGGCGAAGAUUGGACGGCAUGGGGAAGGUGGGGAGAGUGUGGUUACUCUUGGUAGUUUGAAAGGGAGUCUUGGGGGAAGUGUCGGGGUGGGGAGUCCGCCUCAGCAGGGGAAAGGGGGAGGGAAUGGAAUGGGAAUGGGAAAAGUUAUGGAGGGCGAGGGAUUUUAGCGCGUAUAUUUAAGAAUUCAGGACGGCGCAUCGAAAAUGGGAAAUGGGAGGUUGGAUAUUGUGUUCUGGUUUGCGUUGGCUAAAUAACAUGUAUCGUGUUAAGGAGUUUGCACAUGAUGACUUGGGUAAUAAUGAGAACAUCAAAAUUUAGUUAUUUGGAAGUUGAGGGAAUGAAAUAGUGAAUUAGGAAGUCAA
Molecule: messenger RNA, 4072 nt
Organism: Sclerotinia trifoliorum
Lineage: Eukaryota; Fungi; Ascomycota; Leotiomycetes; Helotiales; Sclerotiniaceae
Source: the annotation of a GenBank genome assembly